This is a messenger RNA of Racocetra persica, 810 nucleotides long. The record is from the annotation of a GenBank genome assembly. NCBI's taxonomy places the organism in Eukaryota, Fungi, Glomeromycota, Glomeromycetes, Diversisporales, Gigasporaceae.
AUGAAUCAAAUUUUAAUGAUUUUAGGCCUUUGUCUACUACUAGGCCUUGUAUUUUUCAGUUUUCCCAAAGACCUUGGUAAUGCACCUUCACAAGAUACUUCGCGCCUUACAGGAUACAAAGCAUGGCACCCUAAAGUAAUCGGUUACAGUUACCAAAUGUCCGAUGCGAUGCUUUUUCUUAUUUUACUUACGACCGGCGCUGCUUCAUAUUUGUCCAUAAAAUGGACUGAAAAAUUUCCUCCUAACAAGAAAUAUAUUUCGUACUUUAUCAAAAAUGGUAACAAAGUGCCCACAAUAUUAUUCGACCGAAUGAUUGCAUAUUACGUUGCAAUAACUUUUAUUGCUUCGGUUGCUUAUGCGAUACUGGAUGUCGGUAAAUUAUGGUCUGCAGUUGGUGUUUUGCAUAAUGUAUUUGAAAUUGUGGUUAUGUUGUCAUUACAUUACGGUGGUAAACUCGAGUCACAUGCGGCAUUUAUUUGGAUGGGUAUUUACGUUUUUUUGGUUAUUUCCUUGAAUGUGUGGCUCGAAUGGCCACAGGAUGCAAGCUGGUUCAAAUUUCAAGGCCUUUGUCUCGAUUACUCAAUGAUCGUAGUAUUCGUACGGUUGUAUUUUACAACACUUAAAAAGCUUCGCGAAUACGAAUCUAUGGAAAUUCCUCUAAACAGAGAUGAUACAACGGAUCUCUCCCCUAACUUCUAUCCAAAUACUGUCCAUCAUCCUUCUCAACUUUGGUUAUUAAUUUUAGCGUCGAUCGUUCACCUUAUUGGUAACAUUGGUAAUUCUAUUUGGGUGGAUAGUGGUUUAGCGUAA